AUGGAUCUUGGGCAAGCCAACUACAAGCAAAACCAUAGUACUGUGCAAGUGUUCAUCCUGGUGGGAUACCAAGCAUAUCCCGCCCUCCUCUUCAUGGUCUUCCUAGCCACAUACACAAUGAUACUACUAGGGAAUGGUCUGAUUGUGGUGGUGACAACGUUGGACCCUGCCUUACAUUCUCCCAUGUACUUCUUCCUGCGUAGCCUGUCAGGACUGGAGAUGUGUUACACUUCAGUCACCCUUCCUAAGAUGAUGGCCAAUCUGGUGUCUGGAGAUCGUUCCAUUUCCCUGCCUGCCUGUGCCUCACAGAUGUUUUUCCUGCUCUUCCUGGGUGGGGCUGAGUGCUUCCUGCUGGGUGCCAUGGCCUAUGACCGCUACCUUGCCAUUUGCCGGCCUCUCCAUUAUAUGACAAUCAUGAGCCAUAGAGUGUGUGUCGGGAUGGUGGCAGGCUCAUUUGCCAUCAGUCUCCCUUUGCAAUUGUUCCAAAUUGGAAUAGUCUUCUCUUUACCUUUCUGUGGAUCCAAUGAGAUUGACCAUUUCUUCUGUGAUAUCCCACCAGUACUCAGCCUGGCAUGUGCUGAUAUUUAUUCCAAUGAGAUGAGUGUGUUUGCUGCAAGUGUCGUUUUUGUUAUAAUCCCCUUUCUCCUCAUUUUGGCUUCUUAUGUACAAAUCGCCAAGGCCAUACUGUGCAUGCCAUCAGCCACAGGACGCCGGAAGACCUUUUCCACGUGCUCAUCCCACCUGACUGUGGUCAUUCUCUUUUAUGGCUCUGCAAUGAUUGUGUACCUGUGUCCCAAGACCCCGGAAUCUGUGAAGGUUAACAAGUUGCUCUCCCUGCUAUACGCCAUCAUCAUUCCCCUUUGCAACCCUCUCAUUUACACCCUGAGAAACCGGGAGAACGAUUCCAUUCUAAAGAAGGUAACAUCCUUUAUUUUCCAUAGCAAUGAACUGGAAUUUGCUUGGACCCCCCCCCCCCCCAAUGCACCUGUCUCAUGGCAUUCAGUCUUAUACUGGUUUUGA
Molecule: messenger RNA, 1020 nt
Organism: Euleptes europaea (tarantolino)
Lineage: Eukaryota; Metazoa; Chordata; Lepidosauria; Squamata; Sphaerodactylidae
Product: olfactory receptor 10AG1-like
Exons: 2
Coding region: 1-1020 (339 amino acids)
Biological process (GO): G protein-coupled receptor signaling pathway
Cellular component (GO): membrane
Molecular function (GO): olfactory receptor activity; G protein-coupled receptor activity
Source: RefSeq, a predicted model, not a curated record